CUUUUAUGACAUUUGGUGGCCUUUAGUCCUAUGGGAGCAGAUAGCAGCAGUUCGAGAGCGAGGUCGAAGUCGCAAUCAAGAUCGAGGGAAAAGGAACUAUUGAUCGAUAGAUUGGGAGAGGGCGGUGAUAUGAACGGUGGGGAGGCGGGAGGAGGAGGGAAGGAGAUGGAGGAGGACAGGAAGGAGGUCAGGGGAGCGGCGGCAGAUGAUGAGAUGGUGAAGGAGGAGGAGGGAAGGGCGAAGGAGAAGUCGGUGCUGAUGUGGGGCUACCUUCCGGGAGUGUCGCCGCAUAGAUCGCCGCUUCUUUACCCUGUUGCCGUCCGAAUGCCGGAUUCGGCCGCCAGAGACCGGUGGAUGGAUGUCAGCGGCGGCGGAUGCGGUUUCGCCAUGGCCAUUUCUGAGUCAGGCAAGCUCUUUACAUGGGGUUCAACAGAUGACAUGGGCCAAAGCUAUGUUACUUCAGGAAAACAUGAGGAGACACCGGAGGUAUUUCACCUUCCAACUGAGGUGCCCAUUGUCAAGGCAGCUGCAGGAUGGGCUCACUGUGUAGCAGUCACAGCUAAUGGAGAAGUCUAUACAUGGGGAUGGAAAGAGUGUGUGCCAACUGGGAGGAUUGUCAAAGAACAGUCUUACUCUGGAGGAACCUCAGAAAAAGAAGAAAGGCAUAGUGGAUCAUUGAGUGAUCAAGUGAGCCCAAGGUUGCAGGGCUCAAGAAUUGGUGGAGUUGUUUCAGAAUUUGAUACUGGAUGUGGUGAGAAGAAUAGUAAGCGGAGAAGGCUAUCUUCAGCCAAAGUGGAACCAGAAAACAAAUCAUCUAGCGAAGAAACUCUUUCAGCUCUUCCAUGUCUUGUAACUCUUGACACAGGAGUCCGUAUCGCGAGUGUGGCUGCUGGUGGACGCCAUACACUGGCAUUGUCUGUUUCAGAUGUAGGCCAGGUCUGGGGUUGGGGAUAUGGAGGGGAAGGGCAACUUGGUUUAGGAUCUCGUAUCCGGAAUGUGUCUUCUCCUCAUCCGAUACCUUGUGUAGAGUCAGCUUCUUUUAGUAGAGACCAACCAUCAGCAGCUACCCAAGGAAAACAAAGUCUAGAUGGACAGGCUUAUAAAUGCAUGGGAAGCUGUGUAAAGGCCAUUGCUUGUGGAGGUCGUCACAGUGCUGCAGUUACAGAUACAGGAGCUCUACUUACUUUUGGUUGGGGACUCUAUGGACAGUGUGGACAAGGAAGUACGAAUGACCAGCUGAGCCCAAAAUGUGUAUCAUCUCUAUUGGGUGUCAAGAUACAUGAAGUUGCUGCUGGCCUGUGGCAUACCAUCUGCACGUCUGUUGAUGGUGGUGUGUUUUCCUUUGGCGGGAAUCAAUUUGGGCAGCUAGGAACUGGUUCUGAUCAAGCUGAGACUCUUCCCAAGCUAUUGGAUGCUCCAUGUCUGGAAAACAAGAGUGCUAAACGGGUCUCUUGUGGAGCACGUCAUACUGCUGUGAUGACAGGAGAUGGACAAGUAUUUUGCUGGGGAUGGAACAAAUAUGGUCAGCUUGGUUUAGGAGACGCAACCGACAGAAACAUUCCCUCUUUGGUUCCGAUCAACAACUAUCAACCUAAAAAUGUAUCUUGCGGUUGGUGGCAUACAUUGGUUCUAUCGGAAUCUCCAACGUGAAGCUCUACUGUUCCAAAAACACUUAUCACAAUUUUAUGUAAUUUAAGAUGGAUUCGGAUCGGACAAACAAGUUUUAUGUGAUGCAUAUGAUGUCAAAAGAAUCAAUCAUUAUCAGAAAGCUAAACCCCAACUGCUCUCUUUUUUACGCUUCCACGGAUCAGGCAUGCAGUGGCGCGUCAUCCUGGAGUUCCUCCUAAUCCCCCCCCAACGACGGAGAGUUCUCCAGUGUAGAAAGAAUCUUUUGAUGCAACACUGUGUCGAUAGAUAAGAUCAAAUCAAACACUGCUGCAUUUGCAGUGGCAAUUCUUAAUCAUUUUCAAUCUUUUAAUUUUUAUUUUUUCUUGUUGACUAAGAAAUGCCAGUUGGUUGCUUGCAUCACAAGUACUUCUACUAUCUUAUCUUGAUCACAUCAGCAAGGUUAUUAGAGAAUUCAGCUGAGUUAUCCGUUUACAUCAAAGUAUCCAUCCACAUCACUCUUAACCACCAGAGCACACAGGUUUGUGUGAAUCAACCACUUGCCAUGGAUUCUCUUCACCUUUCCUCCCAUCUCUAUCCUUCUUUGAUGCUUCAUCUCAUACUGUCAGCAAUAAAUAAUCUGCUUUACAUCACAUAACACAAAAGAUGGGAAACACAUCUUUUCGUUCCAUCUUCCUUAACAGUCCUCUUUUACUUCUUUUUGCUUGCUGAUGUGCUUGAAACGAGGACAGAUGUUCUCCUUCACCCGAUCACAAGCUGUACACCAUUUAAGUUGGGGUGACAUAUCUCCAACCUUGCACUCAUUUGCAGCCACAAGGGUGUCAUGGUGUGCAGUUGCAUCCAACAUGAAACCCUAAAAUAUUUGACAUAUGAACUCAUGUGUGUUAUAUUAAUGCAGUUUAGUCUUGCAUUGUUGAAACAUGAUUCAUUGAAACCAAGUGGUGGCAUGGAGUUCUCAAAAUUGCCACACAUAAAUGAAAAAGCCAAUUCCAAUUUCCAGAUGGUUAGAUACAUUUCAACAAUGCUUUCAGUGUCAAUUCAAGAUGUGACAUAAUGGUUUCAAGCUAUGGAGAGAGCUGCCCAAUUUAGAGUAACACAUUAAUUUCCCAUUUCUGUGAGGUAAAAUCCUGCACAAAAUCUUAGACACAAUCUGAAAGGAACAUGUCACCAAAACAUAGCAAACUGCACAUCUAUUGGGGUUAUCUGAUGAUAAUUAUGUUGGAAAGAGGAUGAGGACUCCAACCUAACCCUGGAAGUAUAUCCAAUAAAAUUGGCAAGAUGUUCAUAGAAGCAACUGCGCAGGAUGGACCAAAGACCAAUCCUGCAACUUUAUGCUCCUCCAAAAGACCAAAUUGGUGUUGCAUCGAGAAGAAGUUGCCGUUCCUGACCAUUUGCUGCAGCCAGCUUUCUCAUACAAUCUUUCUACCUCUGUCUAUUUAAGCCAACCCCUUCCUACUUUGGUUUCUCUUCAGGAGAAGCACAAGCUUCUUUGCUCUUAUCCUCCCCUCACCCCCUACUGUUCGACCAAAAGUGUACUUUCUUCUUCUCUCACGAUGGAAGGCCUCAUUCCCUUCGUGUACAGAGCCAUACUGCACUACGCCCAUGGCGAGGAAGCUCCUUCGAGGAAUUCAUGGCUCGACGAGUCACCCUCAGCUUCUUACAUGAGAUUGCCUGGUGACUCCGGCAGGCUUCGUUACCCGGAGAUCCACCUCCUUUCGUCCUCGCCCCCGGCGGCCGCGCCCGCUUCAGCUACGACGCAGUCGCUCACGCGGCGGUCCGCCUCGCCCCGAGUGGCUUAAGGGAUCACGAAGGUGAUCGAGUCCAACACCGUGGCUUUCUUGGCUCGACUGGAAGAAGGUCAACGCAUGUUGAUUGCCCUCCUGUUUGUUCCUGCUGCUACGAGUAGUAAGUAUUACCACAGCAUGUGAAUGAUUGUUGUGGCAAGCUCUUUCUCUCUAUCUCUCUCCUUUGUGUUGGAAUAAGGCAUGGAUCUCCCAAGGAGUCAACACCAUCAAUCAAUGGUAACUGUAAAGAUCUUGAGAAGGAACAGUAGUGUUAAUUCUUGUAAAUAUUAGGUGGUUGGGUUGUGAGGAUCUUCCUUCUGAUGUUCUAAAGUGAACAGAGAAAUUAUAGUAUUUGGUCCAGAUUUCAUGAA
This is a messenger RNA of Musa acuminata AAA Group (dessert banana), 3781 nucleotides long. RefSeq names its product ultraviolet-B receptor UVR8-like. Bases 31 to 1650 code for a protein of 539 amino acids. The record is from RefSeq and is a predicted model, not a curated record. NCBI's taxonomy places the organism in Eukaryota, Viridiplantae, Streptophyta, Magnoliopsida, Zingiberales, Musaceae. The transcript has 12 exons.